Molecule: messenger RNA, 1764 nt
Organism: Trichogramma pretiosum
Lineage: Eukaryota; Metazoa; Arthropoda; Insecta; Hymenoptera; Trichogrammatidae
Exons: 2
Coding region: 86-1084 (332 amino acids)
Source: RefSeq, a predicted model, not a curated record
CCUCGUUAUAAGUGACGCAGUCUUUCUUUUAGAUGUACUAUUCUAUUGUGUAUUGUUUCAUUUUUUAUUACCAGUGCAAAAUACCAUGUACACAACGAGUGAAAUUUGCUUAUGUAAACUCAAGUCACCAAAGAUUUUAGCAGUAUUCGCUAUUCUUUUAACAGUAAUAGUGGGACUUAUUAUUUAUUUAAUUGUGUCCAGUGGUAAAGACAUAAUCAUCGACCUACCAUCCUCAACAUCUACGAAGCCACCACCUGUGCUGCAGAAAAGUGGUUUAGUCGCAAUCAACGAAGCCGGUUUAUUUUUUAAGCUCGAACCUGAAUCUGGUAAAUAUGAGCUUCUGUCCGACAAAAAGUUUUUCAACGUGACUGCUUUCGAUAUAUAUCGAAAUGAAACGAUUUUCUAUGGAACCAGUGGAAUAGAACCCAUACGAUCAAUCUACAAAAGGUACGAUAACAUAGGAAACUUAACAAAAGAUUGGACCAAAACAGCUUUGGCCAUCGAUCAAAGGAACGGUGAUUUGUACGUUCUUGACAAUACGCAGUAUGUAAUUCAUGUAAUCAAUGUGAAUGGUAGUCAGAUGUCUCGUGAUAUCAAGAUAUUGAAAACUGCAAACGAGCCUUUGAAGGACUUGAAAAUAGAUAUACAAAAUAAUUUCAUCUUUGUUUUAUCGAAAAAAUCGGUACAAAUGUUUCACAUGAAUGGCACCGUCUUGAACAAGUAUUCACUUCGUAAAUCCAUCGGGUCUAUGACAGUAGACAGCGUAAACAUGGUAUUCUUCGUCACAACGAACUGUGGCAUAUUCAGUCAGCAUUACAUGGACGAAAUAAAGCGCGUUAACGUUCUGAAUCAUCGCAAUACGGUCGUGCGUCAGAUCGUUUUCACCCGAGACGAAAACUGGAACGAGAUACUGUAUUGGAUAAACGAUGACCACUCUACACGUGAAAAAUCAUUUAACAAAUGUCAAUUAGUUCAUAGCCGUUGCGAUGAAAUUAGAAAGAUUGAUAGUGACGAUGACAUUGCAACAAGUAUGUUUAUAACAAAGUGGCAUCAUUUCGCUUACGAUGCUGGGAUUAGUUUUUGAUUUAAAGCCAAAUCACGAUAGAAUAAUAUUUGACAACUUUGACAGCUGUUCUUAUGUACUAUUUAAGUCUUUCAAAUAUUCUCAUAUUUGAAACCGAUUGAUUUAGAUAUGUGUGCAGAAGCUAUCAAAUUCCUGAUAUUUUAUAAGCAAUAUUGUCUGUCACAAAAGUAUAAAUGACAUUGAAAUUUUUUCGCUGACAGUUUUUUCGGAAGGCCUUUUUUCGAAGAUAAUCAAAAGUUUUAAAUAGCCUCGUCGUAGUGCAGUUUCACCAAGCAGAAACAACUAAAUGCUUGAUAGGCUUAUCGAAAAGUAAUUCUUAUCAAUAAAGAGGUAUUAAAUGACUAAAGCAAGAGAAUCUAUUUUCGAUGUGAUUAGGCGGCAUUUAGUGCAUUUAUGUCUCUUUUGAGACAUCAACUCGAUUAGAAUUUUAGUGAGAUAUACGUAGAAAAAUUUGUUAAUAUUGUUAGAUAAAAAAAUGAUUGAUAUCAAUCCGAAGAAAGUUAAAUUAAUUUGGCUAAGUGCGAUCGUUGCUGUGUUUUUAAUUAUUCCUCUAUCAUUGUGUAUCUGGUUUUUGACAAAGGAAUGAUUUUGCUGAAACAAUUUUCGAUUGCUCUAAAAAGAUUUAGAAAAAACAAAUUUCAAUUUUAUGAAAUGAGUGUCAAUUAAUUUCCUAUAUUUAU